This is a messenger RNA of Blastomyces dermatitidis ER-3, 1315 nucleotides long. RefSeq names its product 50S ribosomal protein L27. Gene Ontology annotation, molecular function: structural constituent of ribosome. Gene Ontology annotation, biological process: translation. Gene Ontology annotation, cellular component: mitochondrial large ribosomal subunit; ribosome. The record is from RefSeq and is a predicted model, not a curated record. The transcript has a single exon. NCBI's taxonomy places the organism in Eukaryota, Fungi, Ascomycota, Eurotiomycetes, Onygenales, Ajellomycetaceae. Bases 94 to 933 code for a protein of 279 amino acids.
AUCAUUACCAGCACCAAUUGCAACAGCCCACAUCGCCCCAAGAUCGAGACUGAGGAGUAUAUAUCUACCUAGUCUCGAUCCCCUUUUGCUGCCAUGAUCCAACCUCAGUUCCGCACCCAAUUGCGGGUUCUCGACUCCCUCUUCCUCCCAUCCACAUCUCUCCUCUGCAACCAACAAUCCACACGAUCUCUAUCACAUCUCUCACGGAGAACGGCCCGCAGUCUCAGUGGUACGGCGCUCUCUCCUCCCUCCACCUCUCGCUCCUCUAUUCUCCUCCUUCAACAACAGCGACCACCCCAAUUUCCAUCCCGCACCACCAUCCACCAAACCCAGCUUCAGGUCCGCUAUGCCUCCCACGCCACCCAAGGCCGUGCCAACAACGGCACGAAAAAUGGCGCAGGCAGGCGUCUCGGCGCAAAAAAGUCCGGGGACCAAUAUGUGAUUCCUGGAAACAUCAUCUUCCGCCAACGCGGCUCCAAAUGGUUUCCUGGCGAAAACUGUGGCAUGGGCCGCGACCACACCAUCUACUCGCUCGCCACGGGCUAUGUCAAAUACUACACUGAUCCAGCGCGCCACCCAGACCGCAAAUACAUCGGCGUCGCCUUUGAUAAAUCCGACAAGUUCCCCUUACCCCGGAACGCCAUUACCAAGAGACGGCUUGGGAUGGUGGCCGUCCCCAGGGAUAUUGAGCAGGAGAAGGCUAAUAAGGCGGCCAAGGAGGCGGAAAUUGUGCCUACGCUUAGACCGGGCUAUAUGUACCGUGUUGCCAACUGGCAGAUUGGUCGUGUGGCGGAGCGUGCGGGGGUUAAGGUGCCUGAGUGGAAUAAGAAGGAUCGUUUUGCCGCGUGGAGGAGGAGGAUGGAAAGGAGGAAGAUUGCGGCGCAGUUGAAGGAUGCUAAGUCGAAGAGGAAGGGGAAGAAGAAUAAAGCAUAGCUGUAGAGGGGUCAUGUUUGAAUAAGAAAAACGGAUUCGUGACAGCUUUAUUCUUCUGUUGGUAGACGGAGUUGCAUUUUAUUUUAUUUUUUUAUUGUAUAUUAGAACGAGAGGACUUUGGCUGGAAUAUAUUUUCUUUCUUGAAUAUAUUUUCUUUCGUUAUACUUUUUAAUCUUAUUCAUGAACAUGUACUCCGAACAUUAUCCUUCGUAGCUUCCGAAUGCCUGAGCACAUGUCGACUCAAUGAAAAUGCGAAAUGGCUAUUCACACAUGCAUACAGCGGCACCGGUCAUUAAGGGAAGAAGAGAAAGAAGAAAAAGUAAAAAGUAAUCUGCCCAAGCCAACCCGGAAACCUCUCUAGGUGAAAAGAAGCUGAACUGGG